This is a messenger RNA of Bombus terrestris (buff-tailed bumblebee), 459 nucleotides long. Its product is annotated as secreted RxLR effector protein 161-like. The transcript has a single exon. The record is from RefSeq and is a predicted model, not a curated record. NCBI's taxonomy places the organism in Eukaryota, Metazoa, Arthropoda, Insecta, Hymenoptera, Apidae. Bases 1 to 459 code for a protein of 152 amino acids.
AUGUACGUCGCCACGGUAAGCCAUCCUGAUGUCGUAUGUGCAAUAGGAAAGUUAAGCCAAAGAUGUGCGAAUCCGACGGUGUCUGAUUGGAAGGCAGUGAGACGUAUUUUUAGGUACCUGUUAAAAACUAAAGACUUAAAGUUAGUAUACCAAAGGACAGGACAACCUUUGAAGGUGUUUUGUGAUUCCGAUUUUGCAGGCUGUGCAAUAGAUAGGAAAUCUAGAAGCGGGUAUGUUUUCAUACUUGCUGGUGGAGCAGUAUCUUGGUUGUCGAAGAAACAACCAAUCAUAUCUCAAUCGACAUACAAAGCGGAGUUCGUAGCGAUGCAAGAGGCAGCUAGAGAGACUGUGUGGAUGUCCUUAUUCUUAAGGGAGUUAGGUCAAUCGUCAUAUUGUCCGCGUCCAUGCAAAAUUUUCUGUGACAACAUUGGAGCUAUUUCGGGUCCAAGGAUGAAGUAG